GCGCAAAGCGACUACCGGCAGGGCGGGCGGGGCUCGCGGCAAGCCGGCCUCGGCGGCGGCGGCGGCGCGAUGACCACGCUCCGGGCUUUCACGUGCGAUGACCUGUUCCGCUUCAACAACAUUAACUUGGAUCCACUUACAGAAACUUAUGGGAUUCCUUUUUAUUUACAGUACCUCGCCCACUGGCCAGAGUAUUUCAUUGUUGCAGAGGCACCUGGUGGAGAGUUAAUGGGUUACAUUAUGGGUAAAGCAGAAGGCUCUGUAGCUAGGGAAGAAUGGCACGGACAUGUCACAGCUCUCUCUGUUGCCCCAGAAUUUCGACGCCUUGGUUUGGCUGCAAAACUUAUGGAGUUAUUAGAGGAGAUUUCAGAACGAAAGGGUGGAUUUUUUGUUGAUCUCUUUGUAAGAGUAUCUAACCAGGUUGCAGUCAACAUGUACAAGCAGCUGGGCUACAGCGUAUACAGGACAGUCAUAGAGUACUAUUCAGCCAGCAAUGGGGAGCCUGACGAGGACGCUUAUGAUAUGAGGAAAGCACUUUCCAGAGACACUGAGAAGAAAUCCAUCAUACCAUUACCUCAUCCUGUGAGGCCUGAAGACAUUGAAUAACCAUGGGCAGUGGUUCUUAGGCUGAGGCUCCAGAUAUUUUAUGGACAAUAUUGUUUUCAUUGGAUGAUCCCGGAGCGCUAUUAGGAGAAAAGUAAUUAUUUAGGUCUUGCAGAUUUCAAGAAAAUACAGGUUAUAAAUUUGAGUCUUACUGUUUCCAGUUAGCAAUAUCAUAACUAUUAAAGCUGUUCACUGUAAUAAAAUUCAGUCAAAAAGGCAGCUAGGUCAGAUGGAAACAUUUUAGUAUUUUGGUUCAUAAUAUUCACUAUAUGUUAAGGGGAAAAACUUGCUCCAGUCUCCUCCUAAAUUCUGUGCCUGAGAACCACUGCUGCAUACAUAUUUUUUAUUUUGUAUUAUCUGUUAAUUGAAGCUUUAAAAGCAUAUAUGAAAUGUAUAAAUCUAAAAUGUAUAAUAAAACGCAUUGUUGACCCUA
Panthera uncia (snow leopard) is the source of this 1036-nucleotide messenger RNA. It is a transcript of the gene NAA20, whose product is annotated as N-alpha-acetyltransferase 20, NatB catalytic subunit. Gene Ontology annotation, molecular function: protein-N-terminal amino-acid acetyltransferase activity. Lineage: Eukaryota; Metazoa; Chordata; Mammalia; Carnivora; Felidae. The coding region runs from base 70 to 606 and encodes 178 amino acids. Gene Ontology annotation, cellular component: NatB complex. Gene Ontology annotation, biological process: N-terminal peptidyl-methionine acetylation. The record is from RefSeq and is a predicted model, not a curated record. The transcript is spliced from 6 exons.